Messenger RNA from Naegleria fowleri, 1560 nucleotides. RefSeq lists its product as uncharacterized. The record is from RefSeq and is a predicted model, not a curated record. Bases 1 to 1560 code for a protein of 519 amino acids. Lineage: Eukaryota; Heterolobosea; Eutetramitea; Acrasida; Naegleriidae. Gene Ontology annotation, molecular function: nucleic acid binding; RNA-DNA hybrid ribonuclease activity. The transcript has a single exon.
AUGACACCAAAAAUUAAGGGUACUGUUAUUCCACUUGAACCAAACCUUCGGUUUUUGGGUCACUAUCCUUGGUCAGAUCGAAUUGUCAACGCAGACGUCAAUGAUAAGAUUGAGAAACUGCGACUCUCUCUCAAAUACCUACCUGUGCGAAGAUUGGAACCUCUCAACUUGAAAAAGGUUAUCCAUGCCAAAGCCAUCUCUCUCUUCACUCACCUCUCUAAAACAAAUUUCAUUUCCAAGAAACAUCUCGAGUCCAUUAACUCUAGCAUUCGGUCCGCAACUAAAAGACGAAUGCUCAUCGAUGUGAGAACUCCUUCAGGUUUCUUUCAUCUCCCAACAACACUUUCUGGUUUGGACAUUCCUUCAAUUGUGGAAUUUAUUGAGCAUAUUCACCUUCGAACCUUGAUGCUCAUGGCCAACCAUCCUAACAAUCUCAUCAGAAAAGCCUACGUCUUCGGAAUGUCGCAUCACAAGGAAAAUGAAAACAACAUUUUUCAUCACUGGAAGUCCAUCCUUAAAGAAUACAACAUCUCUGUCAAACUCAACAAUCAACAAUUUUCACUUCCUCAACUCUCAGGAACUAACUUUGAAAUUCACACUGAUGGAUCCCGACAGAAUGGGAAAUCUGGAAUGGGAAUCAACAUUUACGACCACAGUCACACUCCAAAACAAUUACACUCACACUCUCUCAGAAUUCAUGAUGGAUAUUCACACAACAUUGCUGAACUCGCAUCCAUCCUUACUUCUAUUCAUCUUCUACCGAACCGCUCCAAAGCAACAAUCCGUACAGACAGUCAAGUUGCAAUCCAAGCUCUCAAAAAGAACUAUCGAGGACGAUUCCUCCUCUUCUAUCGAGAAUUUCAGAAAAUUAUUAGAGCUAGAAGUCUUCAAAUUUCUCUAAAGAAAGUAAAGGGACAUAAGGACCCUGAGAAUAUUAAGGUCGACGCUCUAGCCAGACAAAGUCUCUCACAACCCACAAUUUUCGACAUCAGACAACUCUUUGGUAAACAACAACUUCUUACCAAGACAGAUAUCAUCAUUUUCAAUCAAAGAGAAAUGACACGGACCUUUCACCACAAGAAAAUGACAACAAAAUUAGAUGACAAUCCCAACCUCAUUGAUCAUGUUCAUCGAAAAUCCCUCAAUAUUAGAUUCUUGAAAGCGAAAAUCUCACCAAAUUACAAGUAUGCAGUCUGGAGAAAUAUUACCGUCUCUCAUAUUAGACACUUCACAGGCUCCUAUUGCCCUGACUGUGAAGUCGAGUCCAAUCUCCACCACUACAUACAUGAAUGUCCGAAGCUUGACCCUGCGAGAUACUUCUGUGAAAUGAAGAUCUCUUCUUUGAUUUCCCAACCAUGUACAAUCACAGAUUCGAAUUCGUGGUUUAAUCCACAUCGUCCCAUUUUCUACGUCCAUCACUCCGGUUUCCUACCUCCAGAUAGUGAUGCGAUAAUACACGUCCUAGCAAUUGAAAGGAAUUGGCCUGAAAUCCAAGUACUGUUAGCCCUCUUCGUUGGCAGAUGCCACAAAUACUACUACUCUGACAAGAUUGAAGACUAA